This is a messenger RNA of Leucoraja erinaceus (little skate), 3516 nucleotides long. Its product is annotated as guanine nucleotide-binding protein G(i) subunit alpha-1-like. Gene Ontology annotation, molecular function: G-protein beta/gamma-subunit complex binding; GTPase activity; GTP binding. Lineage: Eukaryota; Metazoa; Chordata; Chondrichthyes; Rajiformes; Rajidae. Gene Ontology annotation, cellular component: heterotrimeric G-protein complex. Gene Ontology annotation, biological process: adenylate cyclase-modulating G protein-coupled receptor signaling pathway. The record is from RefSeq and is a predicted model, not a curated record. Bases 180 to 1244 code for a protein of 354 amino acids. The transcript has a single exon.
AGAGUCGGCGGCGCCCACCUUUCAGAUUACGACGGAUUCGGCACUCGGUGGUGAAGUUGGAUUUGGAGUGUGAUUGCUGGUGGGGGGGGAACGGAAGCGUUGUCUGGCUCGGUGGCAGGGCGGUGUGACGAAGCUGCGGUGUCUCCGAGGGAGAGAGGGGGGCGAGUGAAGCCGGCGGAAUGGGGUGUACGUUCAGCACCGAGGACAAAGAUGCGGUGGAGAGGUCCAAGAUGAUCGACCGGAAUCUGAGGGAGGACGGAGAAAAAGCGGCGAGGGAAGUCAAGCUGCUGCUCUUGGGUGCUGGUGAAUCUGGCAAAAGCACCAUUGUUAAACAAAUGAAGAUUAUACAUGAGGCUGGUUAUUCGGAAGAAGAAUGCAAACAAUAUAAAGCUGUUGUCUACAGCAACACAAUUCAGUCCAUUAUUGCCAUUAUUCGAGCAAUGGGAAGGCUGAAGAUCGACUUUGGUGAUUCUGCAAGAGCUGAUGAUGCUCGCCAGUUGUUCGUUUUGGCGGGUGGCGCUGAAGAAGGUUUUAUGACAGUGGAGCUUGCUGGAGUAAUCAAAAGACUCUGGAAGGAUAGUGGUGUUCAGGCCUGCUUUAGUAGGUCUAGAGAAUAUCAACUCAAUGAUUCUGCUGCAUAUUAUCUGAAUGAUUUGGACAGGGUGGCACAAGCAAGUUACAUUCCAACUCAGCAAGAUGUACUGAGGACCAGAGUUAAAACAACGGGCAUUGUGGAGACCCAUUUCACAUUUAAGGACCUGCACUUUAAAAUGUUUGAUGUGGGAGGUCAGAGGUCUGAGCGCAAAAAGUGGAUCCAUUGUUUCGAAGGUGUAACUGCCAUCAUAUUUUGUGUGGCACUCAGCGAUUAUGAUCUUGUUCUUGCAGAAGAUGAGGAGAUGAACCGAAUGCACGAGAGCAUGAAGCUAUUUGAUAGCAUCUGUAACAACAAAUGGUUCACAGACACAUCUAUCAUACUCUUCUUGAAUAAGAAAGAUCUCUUUGAAGAGAAAAUAAAAAGAAGCCCCCUUACAAUUUGCUUUCCUGAAUAUGCAGGAUCAAACACCUAUGAAGAGGCUGCAGCUUAUAUACAAUGUCAAUUUGAGGAUUUGAACAAACGAAAGGACACUAAGGAAAUCUACACCCACUUCACAUGUGCCACAGACACCAAAAAUGUGCAAUUUGUGUUUGAUGCAGUCACUGAUGUCAUUAUAAAGAAUAACUUAAAGGACUGUGGUCUGUUUUAAAGCUGUUGAAGGGAUUGAUUGAAAAUAACUAUUCAGUCGAACCCACCUGCUUCUGGAUUAAAGUAAGGGAAGAUGUACCCUUUGGAGGACCAGUACUGUACAAUUUGCCAGUUAUAACAGCUUUAUUUAUGUUUGUCUUGAAUAUUUUCUAAGUAAUUAGAAUAGUGUACUUUGAGCAUUUUGUGUCCCAUUUGUUUGUAUGCCUGUAACUGUAGCAUUGUUUAUUGUAAGACUUUUACAGGUUUUUCCCCCCUAAAAUCCUCUAUUUUAGAAUUGCAUCUCUAAGAGGAGGAAAAUUUGUACUCUUAGCUUGCUUAAGAAGAUAAGCAACACAUUUCCAUUUCUAGCUUUUGUUAAUUCUGCAUGCCUUGUUAAUUGUGCAAGGUAUUAUGCUUGGCAGAAUGUAGCAUGAGUGCGUUAAAAGCUAACAGGUUUCUUGUGAUCGCCUUAUUUGCAUUCACUCAUUGAUUGAGAGCACAUUGCUAUGUAUGCUCCAUUUCAGAAAGGUUUUUAAUCAGUUCACUGCUGCUUACAGCAGAGUACUAACUGUCAUUAUUCUACAUUGCCUUAAAGGUAAUGGUGAAAUUUUAUACACUUUUAACUGAAACAAAAUACGUGUUUUUGUAUGUAAGACUUGACAUUUGUAUAUGUAUUUCUUGGAAAGCAUCGUUUGGCAUAUGGGAGAGUGAAAAGAUCGAACUGAUCAAACGAUCAGUUAAUAAAAUUUCAGUGACCUGGGGAGUGUCAAUAAAAUGUAAGAAUAUAUGCUCCACCAAAAACAUCGACUCCAUGUUUCAGAAUGGGUGACCUUUUACAACGAAACAAAAUAAAUUGGAGAAUUCUGGUGAGUAGUACCAGAAAUAAAGGUACUUUUGAGUUUGACCUUGCAGAAGUACAUUUUGUCUUUUUUUAAACGGUUUCUCUGAGCAUACACUUGAGGUCAAGUUUUAAGUCUGUUUCAGAUGCUUCCUGCUGUACAGGAUACCAACUUCCCCACUAUUUCUGCCCAUGGCAUUAUCAUUUUUUGAUCAAUGUCAUUUUUUACUUUAGUUUCUUUCAGGUGGUUAAUUUUAUGUUAAUUAGAUGCUAAAGAUUUACAUCUCGUAUCUUUUACUACCGCAAGAUGGGACUAUGUAAAGUGUAUUCAUGAAGUCUUGGUAAAAGUUGUCACUUACUGAAUUUUGUAGAUAUUUUUUUUGCUGGUUUUUAGAUGUUUUUGUUUAAAUUAGUAUCACCUGUGUAUAUGUUUGACCAAUUUUAACAUUUAUUUCUAACGUGUCUGAUACAGUUAUGUAAAGCAAAGUAUAAAGUGCAUGCAUUUUUUGACUGCGAUGCAGGACCAUAAUCAUUAUCAAUAUGAUUUUAUACUGUUAAAGCUGUUACAUAGGUCCUAAAGAAUAUGCAGAUUAAAAGCAGGUACCUAAAUAAAUAAUAAUUGUCAAUUCUUGGAGCUAUUUUGUGCAUUUGAGUGGCAUAGGCCAAGAUUAUUGUUAAAUGUACUGUCUGUACAGACGAAUUUAUGUAAAAUUUAUUUUUAGUUUGUUGACCUACAGAUAAGCAUUAAAUGAGUUGCAAACUUCAUUGAUUUUUAAAUGUAACAAAAAGGCAUUUAUAAAAUAACUAAAACAUUAAUCCUUGUAUGUUGGGUCAACAGACAUGCUACAUUAUCCUUGAUUUUCUUUAAAAUAUACCCUCUUCAUUUGUAAGAGGCAAUUGGGACUUGGAUAGCUAAUAGUCAGUAAAGGAUUAUUUACAAUUAGUCCAAAUACUUUGUGCCUUGCUGAUGAGCAACUUUUUUGUCAACCAGAUCUUAUUUCAUGAAACAUUUUCUGACCAAUGUUGCUAGUCCGGUCUACCUGUACCGUCAUAAAAGGGAAAUGUAUGAUGGGGGUUCAAGACCGGACUAGCAACAUCACACAACACCAGAAAGAGAUUACCACCUUUUUGGAUGGAAUAAAUGAAAACCAGGGAUGGGGGAAUUGGGGAUUAGGGGGAGUAUACAACUGGAUCAUCAGCAUUGCCAUCUAUGCUGCUAUAGUAGUUACUUGCUUAUUUGUGGGGAUUGCUAUUGUAAAGUGUAUCAUAGCCCGAUUAAUGGUGGCUUUAUCGGGUUUGGGGACCACCCCCGAGGAAACUAAAAAUUCUGUACGAAUGAUGAUCUUACAGCGUGAGCAGGAGAGACUGUUAUCAUUCCCCAACGACAGCGAAAACGAUGAAGUGAGUGAGGAAGGAGAAUUAGGGGACAAAGGUCAGACGGUCCAAGAAGCCUUGG